Molecule: messenger RNA, 5212 nt
Organism: Aspergillus aculeatinus CBS 121060
Lineage: Eukaryota; Fungi; Ascomycota; Eurotiomycetes; Eurotiales; Aspergillaceae
Product: transcriptional regulator SIN3
Exons: 8
Coding region: 334-5199 (1621 amino acids)
Biological process (GO): negative regulation of transcription by RNA polymerase II
Cellular component (GO): Sin3-type complex; chromatin
Molecular function (GO): transcription corepressor activity
Source: RefSeq, a predicted model, not a curated record
CGCUCACUAUUGAGGAGCUAAGACUGUCAUAUUGUGGAGCUUUUCUCGUUGUCGAUCUAUCCUGUUUCAUUCUGCCUUCUUGCAAUCCUAUUACUGCACAGGCCUGUCCCUAUUUCCCCUAUCUGCAGCUGGCAGGCAUCGGCACAGUGAUGUCGCUGUGAAAUUGAGUUGGGAGGAACAGAAACUCAAGCCCCCGUCCGAACGGAAAACAGUGUUGGAGUCCCCAACACCAUUUUCCUCACAAGCAAACCAUUCUCUCUGCCUGGUCUGCCACAGACCUAUUCUUUGCCACGCCAAGGCAUAUUGCUGGAAUUCUCUUCAUGCGCAUAGACCAUGAACUCUUCUGGGAACGAUAACUGGCACCCCGGUGGCCCGCCAGCGCAUCCGGGGAUGGACCAGAUGAACCAACAACCUCGUCCCAUGGGCUCAUUCAGUCAAAACCCCCAGCCGCAACAGGGUCCAUCCGCGCAACCCACGGGGCCAGUUCUCCCACCUCCAGGCGGUCCUUAUCACCCCGCGAAUCAGCCCGGCGGCCAUUCUCUUCCUGGUUUGGCUGAGCUGAGCCAGGGUCACGCCGGCCCACACCAACCUCCUGCCUACGGACAACACCCUCAGGGUCCUUCUCACAAUCCUGGUCACUCGCUACCGGGUAUUGGUCAGGCAAUGCAACACCCUUCGCCGCAGUCCCUGAGCCGAGACCGUGAGCGGGAUUCUCGGGAGCGAGAGCUGCUCGAGAGACAGCGCCAGGAGGAACUAGCCCACAGAGAGCGUGAAGUGCGCGAGCGCGAACGCGAGCAGAUCGAGCGGCAGCAGCUGGAACGACAACGUGAGCAGCAACAUCACGGAGUUCAGCAUAGCGCUGCCUCGAUCCCUCUGCAUCAGCCGGUUGCAUCCAAAGUGCCAAACUCUAUCCAUGGCCCCAAUGGGCUUCUCUCCAAUCUGAGCUCGAACCCUGCAAAUGGACCUCAGGGCUCCAUGCCAGGAUCCGGGGGUCCAGGCGCACUAUAUGGUCAACAGAUGCAGCAUGGCGAAGGGACACCAAGGUCUUACCUGCAGCAUCCUGCAGGGCCACCUGGCCAGCCGAUCUUGGGAUUCAACGGGGCAGGCGCUCCAAUGCCCGGAAAUGUUGGCAAUGUUGCUGCCCUUGCUGCUCAGCAGCAGGGCCAGCAGCCGAUCUUGAAUGAUGCGCUCAGCUAUCUGGACCAGGUCAAGGUUCGAUUUGUUGAUCAGCCUGACGUUUACAACCGCUUCCUUGAUAUCAUGAAGGACUUCAAGAGCCAGGCAAUCGAUACCCCUGGGGUCAUCCAGCGUGUCUCAACCCUGUUCAACGGCCACCCUACUUUGAUCUCCGGGUUCAACACUUUCUUGCCACCCGGAUACCGAAUCGAAUGUGGAACUGAGGACAAUCCCGAUGCCAUUCGGGUCACAACACCGUCAGGCACAAACACCUUGAGUAUGCCCCGUACAAGACACUCCUUGGAGUCUAGCGGAGAGCUCGGACCCUCAGGAGGCAUGACCUCUCACGGCCGGGCUGAGUACUAUGAGCAAUCACGUCCUGGCUGGCAACAACCGCAGCCUCAACCGCAGCCCCAGCAGCCUCAGCCCCAACCCCAGGGCAAUCUGCCAGGGUCGUACUCUCCUGGGUCGCGUAUAAUGCCCGGAAUAUUCGGACAGCAGGGGGGACCGAACCAGCCCCAGGAUCAUCACUUCGACUUCCCGACUCAACAAGAGCAGCAGGCUGCGGCGGGGGCAGCAGCCAUGGCCCAUCAGUCAGACCAGCGUGGCAUUCACCUCCAAGGGGCUCCCUCCGCCGCUGCCGCAGGCUUAGGAAGACCUUCGUUGUUGCACAUGGCUGGACCAUCUGCCCAGGGCCCUAAUAUUAACCAGUCCAUGAACAAUCUAGCUGGGGUCGGAACAGGGAUGCUUCAAGGCGCUCAGGCCGACUUGAACAAGCGUGGUCCGGUAGAGUUCAACCAUGCCAUCAGCUAUGUCAAUAAAAUCAAGAAUCGAUUCGCAAGCGCUCCUGAGAUCUACAAGCAGUUCCUCGAAAUCCUACAAACCUACCAGCGUGAAUCGAAGCCAAUCCAGGACGUGUACGCUCAGGUGACCCAGCUGUUCAACACGGCACCGGAUCUGCUGGAGGACUUCAAGCAGUUUCUGCCUGAGUCGGCUGCUCAUGCGAAACAGCAGGCUGCUGCGCGCCAGGCAGAGGAGGCUGCUCCUACAAGCAACCUUCGCGGGGAAGCCAGCUAUCCAAGCGCAACUAACCUUCCCUCACAAACUCCCAACCGUGAUGUGAAGAUGCCACCUUUGGGCCAGUUUAACGUCAAGGACACCGCAAAGGACGGCAAGAAACGGCGGGGUGGGCCUGGAGCUCCCUCCACCAUGGGCUCGUCGAUUUCUGGACCUUCUGCUGAGGCGGCUCGCAUGGCCGAGUCUCAGGCUGGUCGAGCUCCAGCGAUGCAGCCUGGUGCUGCUAACAAGCGAGCCAAGGUCCAUCAUAAACCGUCCCAGGCGGAGGCGCCAGCUGUGUCGCCAACCCUUGUUCCUGCGCUUCCUGAGCCCAUACAACCUUCUUUCUCGUUGACGCCAACUCAAGAGGAGUUCGCUUUCUUCGAUCGGGUGAAGAAGUAUAUUGGAAAUAAGCAGACAUUCAGUGAGUUCCUCAAGCUCUGUAAUCUCUACUCUACGGACUUGAUCGACAGACACGUUCUCGUUAAGAGAGCUGCCAACUACAUUGGUGCCAAUCCCGAGCUCAUGGCUUGGUUUAAGCGCUUUAUGCAUGUUGAUGAACCUGAAGACAAAAUUGUUGACGUCAAGGCGAAACAAGAGCCGGGCGUGGUUAAUCUCUCACACUGUCGCUCCCUCGGGCCGAGCUACCGAUUAUUGCCAAAGCGCGAACGGCAGAAGCCUUGCAGUGGCCGCGAUCAAUUGUGCUACAGUGUUCUGAACGACGAAUGGGCCUCUCACCCCACGUGGGCCUCUGAGGACUCUGGUUUCGUGGCUCACCGUAAGAAUCAGUUCGAGGAUGCUCUGCAUCGCAUUGAAGAAGAUCGACACGACUACGAUCAUCAUAUCGAGGCUUGCACGCGCACAAUCCAGCUCAUCGAGCCAAUUGUGCAGCAGUUCCUUGUUAUGAGUGAUGCGGAGCGUGCUGCCUUCAAACUGCCCCCUGGUUUGGGCGGUCAGAGUGAAGCCAUCUAUCAGCGUGUGAUCAAGAAGAUCUAUGACCGCCAGCGUGGUGAGAAGAUCAUCAAAGAGAUGUUCGAGAGGCCGUGCCAUGUUCUACCCAUCAUCCUGUUCCGCCUGAAACAGAAAUGUGAGGAGUGGAAAGCCAGCCAGCGCGAAUGGGACAAAAUCUGGCGCGAGCAGAUGCAGAAGGCCUACUGGCGGAGUUUGGAUCACCAAGCGAUCGCCAGCAAGGGUACCGACAAGAAGCUCUUUGUGGCGAAACACAUCCAGACCGAAAUCCAGAACAAAUUUGAAGAGGGUCGAAACCUGCGCAAGGGCGGGUACCAGGUCCCUCGACAUCAGUUUGAGUACACGUUUGCGGAUCCGGCUGUCUUGAUCGACGCGACACACUUGCUGCUCACCUUCAUCGACCGGAACUCGGCUGGGUUCGGAGCCGAUCCUCAAAAGGUGAUGACCUUCAUCAAAGACUUCAUUCCAGUAUUCUUCGGUAUGGAUCGGGAUACUUUCCAUGUCUACAUGAAUGAACUGUCGAGCGGUACGCCGCCGAUCGACGAGGGCGAUGAUGAGAGUCUGGCUGCGGAUGAUGCUUCCACUCCCCGCAGUCGUAAGGGUGGUGCCGGAAAGAAGAUGGGUCUUCUCCGCGAUGUCUUAGAACGUGCCGGUGAAAAGGUCCAUCGGGCCGAGAAGGAAGGGAGUGCCCCAAACAGUCGCGAUGGCACGCCUGAUGCUGUUCUGGUUCCCUCGACCCCGAUUCCUGACCCCGCCGAGUCCUUCGAUGUGGCCGAGUUGAAAUGGAUGGAGCAUCCGGGACAGGGUAACUUCAACCAGCAACGGGAGUAUAACCUCAACGAGACCUACGAAAAGAAGGUGCAUCACUUGUACGCCAACCUGAACAUCUACUGUUUCUUCCGCACGUUCGAGAUCUUGUAUUCGCGCCUGCUCCGCAUCAAGUUGCACGAGAAGGAUGCCCAUGACGAUGUGCGGCGUGCGCUGGUCGGAAAGCCGGCGCAGGAGCUCAACCUUAUUGACAAGUUCCCCACCGACUUCUUCUACGACUGCGACCCGAAGGCCAACCUCUACCAACAGAUCGUUCGGAUGUGCGAGGAGGUGAUCAAGGGUGACAUGGAAACCACGCAUCUGGAGGAGACGCUCCGCCGGUACUACUUGCGGAGUGGGUAUCAGUUGUACAACCUGGAGAAGAUGUUCACGGGUAUCUCGAAAUUCGCGGGAGCCAUCUUCAGUGGUGAUUCGAAGGACCGCAGCUCUGAUAUCAUGAACCUCUUCUUCAAGGAGCGUGAUCGGGAGGAGACCACUCACAACCAAGAGAUCCAGUACCGCAAGCAAGUCGAGCGGCUGGUGAAGGAUGGAGACAUGUACCGCAUCACAUACCACCCUGGCAGCAAGAAGGCUGCUGUGCAGCUGUUGACUCCCGAGGACGCCACACUGGAGAAUGAGGAGCUUAGCCCCGAAGCGCGCUGGUCGUACUACGUGUCGGCGUAUACCAUGCGGGAUCCGACGGAAGGCGUGGCGUUCUCGCAGAUGCGCAUGCCGUUCCUGAAGCGGAACCUGCCGGCCAAGCUGGAGCAAGAGGAGGAGUACAACCGGUACUACCGGCCGUUAGUGCACCAGGACGGGCUGAUCAUCCGCAUCUGCGCCAACAGCUACCACAUUCUGUACGAGCCCGGCAGUUCCGACUGGUGGUGGCGGCCCACCACCUCGACGGACGAAUCCGCCGAAGAGGUAGCCAAGGAAGACGCAGCCGUCAAGGAACGACGGCGGGACCGGUUCAUGGAGAAGCUGGUGAACAACCCUAGCUGGGCGCACGGGCUGAGCAAGGAUCAGGUGGACGAGUCCAACCAGCGGUUCCGUUCGUGGAUCAAUGGACCGGAAGGCGACCAGAGUGGUGCAGCUGCAGCGUCCGCGGGGCCAGCGUCCGACGCUAAGGACGACCAGGCAGAUGCAGAGAUGACGGACGUCGCGCCGCCUGCAUCCGAGCCCAAGGAGUAGUGAGGCUGCACCG